Messenger RNA from Ostrinia furnacalis (Asian corn borer), 3273 nucleotides. NCBI's taxonomy places the organism in Eukaryota, Metazoa, Arthropoda, Insecta, Lepidoptera, Crambidae. The record is from RefSeq and is a predicted model, not a curated record.
UGAAACCCUGCAUUGAAUGCUCAUUUGUGAAAGCGGGGCGCUAGCCGAAUAGCGUCUAGUAAAAAUGUUUAUUUAUUUAUUUGCUAUUGCGUUAUUUUUGCUUUUUACACAUGUGGUGUUUAACUAUAAUGUGAGAGCACGGGCGUUGAGGAAAAUACCAGGAAUGAAAGACCAAUUUAUAGUCGGAAAUGCAUUAGAACUUCUGCUUUCACCAGUGGAGCUUUUUAAGCUACCAAGAAAAUACGCACAAAAAUAUGAAAAAAUAUACAGAUUUUGGUCGUUUCCUUUUGCAGCUGUUAUGAUUUACGAACCAAGUGAUAUUGAGAAAGUGUUAUCCAGCACAAAACAUAAUAACAAAGGUCCGCUGUACAUGAUUUUGAAACCAUGGCUGCAAGAUGGACUUCUUUUGAGUAACGGUGCAAAAUGGCAGCAACGCCGAAAGAUUCUGACGCCUGCCUUCCACUUCAACAUCCUGAAGCAGUUCAGCGUGACCCUGGAUGAGAACAGCCAGCGAAUGGCCAAGUCACUGGAGAAGCUGGAUGGGAACAAAGUCGACGUGGUGCCACUCAUCUCGGAGUUCACCCUGAAUUCUAUAUGCGAAACAUCAAUGGGUACUUACCUCUCUGACGAAACUUCUUCAGUAGCAAUGAAGUACAAAGAAGCAAUAUACGAACUCGGAAAGAUGUUCGUUGAGAGAUUCACCAAAGUGAUUUACCUGAUAGAUUUCUUUUUCUCUCUGUCCACGAUUGGGAGAAGACAGCAAAAACACUUGAACACUGUGCACACAUUUACCAAGAGGAUUAUACAAGAUCGGAGACAUUAUGUAGAAGAAUUCGGAAUCGAUAUCAAUGAACAUAAUAUUGACCAAGAGGAAACUUUCUAUACCAAAAAGAAGACGGCUAUGUUAGACCUUUUGAUAUCGGCUCAAAAGAAAGGAUUAAUUGAUAAUACUGGUGUGCAAGAAGAAGUGGACACAUUUAUGUUCGAGGGUCACGACACUACUGCUGCAGCUUUAGCAUUUGCUUUGAUGUCAAUCGCCAACGACAGCAAAAUUCAGGGCAAAAUAUUUGUUGAACUUGACGGAAUAUUUGGUGGGUCUGAUAGACCGACCUCUAUGGACGACUUUUCAAAGAUGCAUUACUUGGAGUGCUGUAUUAAAGAGACUCUACGACUCUACCCGCCAGUGCACUUCAUGGCUAGGCGAUUAGGAGAAACCGUCCAGUUAGAUAAUUACACCGUAGACGAAGGAACUAUGUGCGUAGUGCUCAUCUACGACAUGCAACGACGAGAGGAUUUGUACAAGGAUCCACUGAAAUUUGAUCCUGAGCGCUUCUUCCCUGAAAAUAGUCAGAAGCGCCAUCCGUACGCGUAUAUACCGUUUAGUGCUGGCCCUAGAAACUGUAUAGGUCAAAAGUUUGCUAUGAUAGAAAUGAAAGCAGCAUUAGCAGCUGUUCUACGGAAAUUCCGACUGGAGCCCGUGACCGGCCACUCGGACAUAGAGAUCACAGCCGACGUUGUUCUGAGGACCUCCCAUCCGAUAUACGUCAAAUUCAUCAAGAGAGGUAGGAUGACCGAUUACAGCUGCCACACCGAUGUACCGAGUUUUAGUGUUCAGUUGAACGCAUUUUGCCGUUCUGCACGGACAGUUUGUGUAAAAAUGAUAGUAUAUCUGCUUAUUGCAGUAAUUAUUGUGUUGUGUUUCGCCGAACUCUACUUGAACCACAGUAAGCUAGCAAGAGAAUUGAAAAAAGUACCCGGACCGAAGAAUCAUUUCAUCCUGGGAAAUGGCUUAGAAAUCAUUGUAUCGCCAGUCGAGUUAUUUAAGUUGGGGAGAAAAUAUGCCAAUAAAUGGAACGGGAUCUACAGAAUUUGGGCGUAUCCUUUCGGUGCCGUGAAUAUUUAUAAUCCAGAAGACAUCGAGAUAGUGGUGUCGACUAUGAAACACAGCGACAAAAGCCCAAUAUACAAGCUGCUAAAGCCCUGGCUUCGCGACGGACUAUUAUUGAGUAGUGGUGCCAAAUGGCAACAACGAAGAAAAAUUUUAACACCAACGUUUCAUUUUAACAUCUUGCGGCAAUUCUACGUUACUCUGGAAGAGAAUAGCCGUCGUUUAGUAAAUAAGUUGGACGCAACGUUGGGAGAGCCUGUCAACGUCACGCCGCUACUCUCCGAAUAUACGCUGAAUUCCAUUUGCGAAACUGCCAUGGGAACACAAUUAAGUGGAGAAACUUCCAAAUCCGCGAAAUCUUACAAAGAGGCUAUUUACAAACUUGGAAAUUACCUAGUGGAAAGAUUCGUCAGGAUUUACUUAUAUUACGAUUGUUUAUUCGCUUUUUCUACGCUUGGGAAAAAACAGAAGAAUGCUUUGGAAACGAUACAUCGUUUCACAGAUAAAGUCAUUCGUGAUAGAAAAGAAAAUUUUGUUGAACAAAACACAGAGACCGAAGACGGCGACGCACAUUUAUAUGUGCACAGAAAAAAGAAAAGGACAGCAAUGUUGGAUCUGUUGAUAACGGCCGAGAAAGAAGGACUGAUCGAUGAGUUGGGCAUAAAAGAAGAAGUUGACACAUUUAUGUUCGAAGGACAUGAUACUACAGCAGUGGGGCUAACGUUUUUCCUAAUGUUGUUAGCAAAUAACAAAGAAGCACAGGACAAAAUAGUGGCAGAGUUGAACGAAAUAUUUGAUGACUCGAACAGACCAGUGAAAGUUGAAGAUUUGCCUAAGAUGCGCUACCUGGAAUGCUGCGUCAAGGAAUCUCUACGGCUCUACCCACCGGUUCAUUUUAUAAGUCGUACAAUAAGUGAAACUGUGGUGCUAAGUAAUUACACCGUACCAGCUGGUUCGUUGUGCCAUAUACACAUAUACGACUUGCACCGUCGCGAGGACCUGUUCAAAGACGCAUUGAAAUUCGACCCUGACCGGUUUUUACCGGAAAAUUGCAUAGGACGGCAUCCUUAUGCGUAUAUACCUUUCAGCGCGGGCCCUCGCAACUGCAUAGGUCAGAAAUUCGCGCUGAUGGAGAUGAAAUGUGUCGUUUCCACGCUUUUGCGUAAUUAUGUCCUGCUGCCCGUGACGCGACCUUCGGACAUCGAGAUUGCUGCCGACAUUGUCAUGAGAAAUAAUGGGCCCAUAAAUGUCAAGUUCGAGAGAAGGUUCAAAUGAUAAUAUAGAACAAAAUGUACCGUAUUAAUUAAUAUUAAGUUUAAUAUAUUAUUACGUUAAAUAAUUCGUUCUUUUUCUGAAUUAUGGAAAUACAACAUUAUCUUACAGAA